Microthlaspi erraticum is the source of this 768-nucleotide messenger RNA. The record is from the annotation of a GenBank genome assembly. NCBI's taxonomy places the organism in Eukaryota, Viridiplantae, Streptophyta, Magnoliopsida, Brassicales, Brassicaceae.
AUGGAAGGAGGAACUGGGCUCUACAAUCCUCGAACUGUCGAAGAAGUGUUCAGGGAUUUCAAAGGCCGUCGAUCCGCCAUUAUCAAAGCUCUCACCACCGAGGUCCAAGAGUUUUACCAACAAUGCGACCCUGAGAAGGAGAAUCUAUGUUUGUAUGGGUUACCAAACGAGCAAUGGGAAGUGAACUUACCAGCUGAAGAAGUGCCUCCGGAGCUUCCAGAGCCAGCUCUUGGCAUCAACUUUGCAAGAGAUGGGCUCUCUGAGAAAGAAUGGCUUUCUCUUGUUGCUAUUCACAGUGACACUUGGUUGCUCUCUGUCUCGUUCUACUUCGGGUCGAGAUUCGCCUUCGACAAGUCUGAUAGGAAACGCUUGUUUGAUAUGAUCAAUGGGGUUCCUACUAUCUUCGAAGUAGUGAAUGGUAAUGCUAAAAAACAAACCAAGGACAAGUCAUCUGCUGAGAACCAAAAUGGCAACAAGUCCAAGUCCAAUUCUAAAGUGAGAACUUCAGAGGGCAAAAGCUCAAAGACCAGCAUGCAGGCGAACAAGGAGGAAGAGGAAGUAGAUGAAGAGGAUGAGGACGAGGAUGAACACGGUGUAACCCUCUGUGGAGCUUGUGGAGACGGCGACGGUGCUGAUGAUUUCUGGAUCUGCUGUGACGUUUGUGAGGUAUGGUUCCAUGGGAAGUGCGUGAAGAUAACUCCGGCUAGAGCUGAGCAUAUCAAACAGUACAAGUGCCCUGGAUGCAGCAACAAAAGAGCAAGACCCUAA